Meira miltonrushii is the source of this 978-nucleotide messenger RNA. Its product is annotated as Ctr-domain-containing protein. Lineage: Eukaryota; Fungi; Basidiomycota; Exobasidiomycetes; Exobasidiales; Brachybasidiaceae. Gene Ontology annotation, molecular function: copper ion transmembrane transporter activity. Gene Ontology annotation, biological process: copper ion transmembrane transport. The record is from RefSeq and is a predicted model, not a curated record. Bases 103 to 885 code for a protein of 260 amino acids. The transcript has a single exon. Gene Ontology annotation, cellular component: membrane.
CGAUGAACGGCUACCGCUUUUUGAUAAAGAACAGGUCAUUCUGUUGUUUUAAUUUCUUCACCAUCACCUUCCACUGACACACUCGAUCAAACAAAUGACAACAUGAACGGAAUGUCAUCAAUGAAUGGAAUGAGUGGAAUGAGCGGGAUGAGCGGAUCGGAUGGUAUGGACAGCAUGUCAAUGAAAUGCUCGAUGGACAUGUUGGGCAACUGGAAGACAAUUGGCGCAUGCUUCUUGACUUCAUCAUGGCAUAUCAGCACAGAAGCUCAAUUUGCUGGAACGUGUAUUGGUGUAUUUUUGAUCGUACUCUCAAUCGAAAUCGCAAGAAGAUUUGGAAGAGAAUGGGAUCGUUACAUUGCCAGAAAUGCAUACAAAAAUGCACAAUCUGCAAUCAGACAACGUGCGCAACAAGAAGCAUCUACUUCAGACUUUGCACAUGCUGUCCCAAUCGAUGACAACGAGCGUAAUGUGACAAGCUCAGGUACUACCCCAAACCAAAGCACGAAAGGAAAUGUUAAGAAAGCCUUACAUUCAUUCUUUGGCAAUUCUGCUCAAUCGAACAAACUAUUGGGAAAACCUCAAGUGCAACCAACCACAUUCCAACAAUGCAUUCGUAGCUUAUUGUAUGGCGUUCAAUUCGCUGGUGCAUAUAUCGUCAUGUUGAUUGCCAUGUCGUUCAAUGGAUACAUUUUAAUUUCCAUUGUACUAGGUGGAAUCGUUGGUCACUUUGUUUCCACUUGGGAUGUUUUCUAUAUGGAGGCAAUCGAACUCAACACGGAAUUCGAUGAUUCUCAACUCAUGGGUUCAGCCAGUACUCCAGCAUACCUCAAUGCGAUUCAUAAAACGGAUAAAUAUCAAGCAAACAGCGGUGCUUGCUGUAACUAAGCACCAAAACAAUAUAAUGUACAUCACUUCUCAUUGGAAAAAAUACCAUGUCAAUAAAAAUACAAUACAGAACAAAGCCGUACCCAUAACGAU